Molecule: messenger RNA, 570 nt
Organism: Cricetulus griseus (Chinese hamster)
Lineage: Eukaryota; Metazoa; Chordata; Mammalia; Rodentia; Cricetidae
Source: RefSeq, a predicted model, not a curated record
AUGGAAAUUAUUUCAUCAAAACGAUUCAUUUUGUUGACUUUAGCCACUUCAAGCUUACUGACAUCAAACAUCUUCUGUACAGAUGAAUUAAUGGUGCCCCAUUGUCACAGCAAAGAAAAGGAUGGCAAGUAUUCCCAGCCUAGAGGAAUCCCAAAAGGGGAAAAGGAAAGAAGUGUCACUUUUCAAGAACUAAAAGAUUGGGGGGCAAAGAAUGUUAUUAAGAUGAGCCCAGCCCCUGCCAACAAAGUGCCCCACUCAGCAGCCAACCUGCCCCUGAGAUUUGGGAGGACCCUGGAAGAGGAAAGAAGUCCCAGGGCACGAGCCAACAUGGAAGCAAUGACCUUGAGCCGCGUUCCCAGUCUGCCACAAAGAUUUGGGAGAACAACAGCCAGAAGCAUCCCCAAGACACUGAGUCAUCUGUUACAGAGAUCCCUGCAUUCGCUGGCCACCAGCGAGUUGCUCUAUGCUAUGACUUGCCAGCAUCAAGAAAUCCAGAGUCCUGAUGGAAAGCAAGCUAGGAGACAAGCAUUCAUGGAAACAGACGAUGAAGAAGGGAAACACGAAAAAUAG